Molecule: messenger RNA, 1741 nt
Organism: Procambarus clarkii (red swamp crayfish)
Lineage: Eukaryota; Metazoa; Arthropoda; Malacostraca; Decapoda; Cambaridae
Source: RefSeq, a predicted model, not a curated record
AUGCGCUCCCGCCCCGCCAUGAUGGCGCUCUUUGGCAUGGUCUGGCUUCUCAAGGUCCGCAAGCACUUGCGCCACUGCGCACACUGCCGGGCGCACCUGCGCACCUGCGCUCAGUGCCGGGCUCGGCCUUCUCCCUCCCUUAUUAGCUCGCGGGACUCCACUAAAGAGUCCUGCGCGCAGGACACCGCCUCGCAGACUUCCCCGCCCGAGCAGGAGCGCAGUAGGAUCUCUCUGGACCUAGUUGCGCAUCCACCGCCUCGGGACGAUGAUAGUGAUGACCCGGAUGUGGCUAAGGGCGACGAACGGGGAAUCGAACCCCCGGACGAUCGCGAGGAUGAGAAUCAGUACCUCUACCCUAGCCAUGCGCCGCCUGCGCCGCGGAGCCCUGGCGCCAGGUCGCCGCGCAGGACUCACGAGGGUAUGAACGCGGCACAGGAGCCGUGUGAGAGCGCAGCUGGGUCCUUGGCUAGCCGGGUAUGUAGCCUCUACGGGCAGGAAUCGGGGAUCGAACCGGCUAGCGAGCGCAGGAGAUCCUUCAGCGCCGUCAAACGGCGUAGUCUACCGGAGGGGGAGGAGACUCGAACGUCGACCCUGCCGCGGCAGAGCUCCGCGGGGGGCGGCGGCUUCCGUUUCUGCUACACCCCGGGGCACACACACCCCUACGCCUGCCCCCCCCUAGCCGGCUCCACCCCCCACCUCCCCCACGACACCUGGGACACCACCCAGGUGCACACUGCGCACCCCACCCGACACCUGCGGGAGGCGCCGCAGGAGUCCCGCCACCUGCGGGAGGCGCCGCAGGAGUCCCGCCACCUGCGGGAGGCGCCGCAGGAGCCCCGCCACCUGCGGGAAGCGCCGCAGGAGCCCCGCCACCUGCGGGAAGCGCCGCAGGAGCCUCAUUACUUGCGGGAAGCGCCGCAGGAGUCCCGCCACCUGCGGGAGGCGCCGCAGGAGCCCCACCACCUGCGGGAAGCGCCGCAGGAGCUCCGCCACCUGCGGGAAGCGCCGCAGGAGCCCCGCCACCUGCGGGAAGCACCGCAGGAGCCUCAUUACUUGCGGGAGGCGCCGCAGGAGCCCCGCCACCUGCGGGAGGCGCCGCAGGAACCCCACUACCUGCGGGAGGAGGCCCUGGAGGGGGCGUACGGUGGGUCAGACUCCAGCCGCAGCUCCCGCAGCACCUACAGUGACCGCAGCUUGCCCCCGCCCCUGCCAUUCUCGGAGGGGGCUAUCCACUACCUCCCCGCCCCUACCCAUGCCCCAGUGCCCACCCACGCCCACUACCACCAACUCUACUCACGCCCAGGGCGUGCAGACGGGGGGUACGGGCGGCGGUCUAGCGUGCCCGGGGCGCCGUGCCCGACUACCCAGAGGGAGAUCCACUACUGGGAUGGAGUAUGGUCCAUCCCCACUAGCUCCAUCACUACCACCUUCCUGGGCGCCGAAUACCCCACUUACGACCCAACGACGGUACCCGGGCGCGACCGCCGGCCGCAGUUUGAUGCCCAUGCCCCAGUACCCAGGGCACGGAGCUCCUCCAGAUCCCGCAGCUCCCCUGUGCGGCGAGGCCGCAGCCAUUCCCGCAGCCCCAGCAGACAUCUAGGGCGGGUGGAUCUGCUGGAGGAGUGUGGUGGGGUGGAGGGUGGGGGGGGCAAGGGAGUGCCGCCCCCGCCUCGUGAGUGGGCGGCUCCUGCGGCUUCUAGAACCUCCUACUGCGCCCUCCACGGCUACAACAGACCUCAAG